Messenger RNA from Sungouiella intermedia, 1251 nucleotides. Lineage: Eukaryota; Fungi; Ascomycota; Pichiomycetes; Serinales; Metschnikowiaceae. The record is from the annotation of a GenBank genome assembly.
AUGUCCAAAUUUCUAACUAUCAAAACUGUUAGAACGUUCCUAUUGGACGGAAAAGGAAUCGGAGGUGAUUAUCACAAUGUCGAGUCUGGACAUUGGCUCAUUGAUAGUCCCAUUUCAAACCCUAUGUCCAAGUACAAAGAGUACAGGUCCUCCCGAGUAAGCUGGGGAAUCAAUGUUUUGGGAUCUUUUUGUGUGGAAAUUGAGGCCACUGAUGGAACCAAGGGAUUUGCUACAGGUUUUGGAGGUCCACCAGCCUGUUGGCUCGUUAAGCACCACUUUCUCAGAUUCUUAGAAGGGGCAGACCCUAGAGACUAUAACAUCUUGUGGGAUAAGAUGUUUCGAGCACUGAUGUUCUAUGGCAGAAAAGGGUUGCCAAUCGCAGUCAUAUCUGUGGUAGACUUGGCUCUCUGGGACUUGUUGGGCAAGAUAAGAAAUGAACCAGUUUACAAGAUGAUUGGAGGUGCUACCAAGGAACGCAUUGACUUUUACUGUACUGGGUGCAACCCUGUUGCCGCGAAGGAGAUGGGAUUCUGGGGAGGUAAGGUUGCACUUCCAUAUGGUCCAGAUGAGGGACAUGUGGGGCUCAAGAAAAACGUAGAAUUCUUGAGAAAACACCGAGAAGCUGUGGGUCAAGACUUCCCACUAAUGGUAGAUUGCUACAUGUCGUUGACGGUCCCAUACGCCAUUGAGUUAGCCAGCGCUACUGAGUCAUUAAACAUCAACUGGUUUGAGGAAGUUUUGCACCCUGACGACAUUGAGGGCUUUGAAUUGUUGAAAAGAGCACAUCCACGCAUGAAGUGGACUACUGGUGAGCAUGAAUAUACUCGUUACGGCUUCAGAAAGCUCAUUGAGGGCAGAAACAUCGACAUCUUACAACCUGAUGUCAUGUGGGUUGGAGGUAUGACGGAGAUUUUGAAAGUGGCAGCACAAGCUGCUGCUUACGAUAUCCCAGUAGUUCCUCACGCUUCAGGUCCAUACUCGUACCAUUUUGUGAUUUCCCAGCAGAAUACUCCAUUCCAAGAGUACCUUGCCAACUCUCCCGACUCAACCGCGGUGUUGCCAGUUUUUGGCAACUUGUUUAUUGAUGAGCCGGUUCCAACAAAGGGAUUUUUGGAUGCCACAAUGUUCGACAAGCCGGGUUUUGGUUUGACCUUGAACCCUAAGGUCGAGUUGAUUGAUGCUGAGUACAUUUUAUCUCCUAACCCAGAGAGGCCAUUGAAGGUGGAGAAAGAGAAGAACGGUAGUGUAUGA